AUGGCGCAGAAAGAUCAGCUGGACCGAGAAACCUUCUCCUGUUCGAUCUGUCUGGAUCUACUGAAGGAUCCGGUGACUACUACAUGUGGACACAGCUACUGUAUGAGCUGUAUUAAAUCACACUGGGAUGGAGAAGAUCAGAGGAAGCGCUACAGCUGCCCUCAGUGCAGAGAGGCCUUCACACCGAGGCCUGCCCUGAAGAAAAACACCAUGUUAGCAGCUUUAGUGGAGCAGCUGAAGAAGACUGGACUCCAAGCUGCUCCUGCUGAUCACUGCUAUGCUGGACCUGAAGAUGUGGCCUGUGAUGUCUGCACUGGGAGGAAGCUGAAAGCCUUCAAGUCCUGUCUGGUGUGUCUGGCCUCUUACUGUAAGAAUCACCUCCAGUCUCACUAUGAAUCACCUACAUUUAAAAAACACAAGCUGGUGGAGCCUUCGAAGAAGCUCCAGGAGAACAUCUGCUCUCGUCAUGAUAAAUUGAUGGAGAUUUUCUGCCAUACUGAUCAGCAGAUUAUCUGUUAUCUCUGCACUAUGGAGGAUCAUAAAGGCCACAACACAGUCUCAGCUGCAGCAGAAAGGACUGAGAGGCAGAGAGAGCUCGAGGUGAGUCGAGUAAACAUCCAGCGGAGAAUCCAGGACAGAGAGAAAGAUGUGAAGCUGCUUCAACAGGAGGUGGAGGCCGUCAGUCGCUCUUCUGAUAAAGCAGUGGAGGACAGUGAGAAGAUCUUCACUCAGCUGAUCCGUCUCCUCCAGAAAAGAAGCUCUGAUGUGAAGCAACAGAUCAGAUCCCAGCAGGAAACUGAAGUGAGUCAAAUCAAAGAGCUUCAGGAGAAGCUGCAGCAGGAGAUCACUGAGCUGAAGAGGAAAGACGCUGAACUGAAGCAGCUCUCACACACAGAGGAUCACAACCAGUUUCUACACAACUACCCCUCAGUGUCACAACUCAGUGAACCUACAGACUCAUCCAGCAUCAAUAUCCGUCCUCUGAGAUACUUUGAGGAUGUGACAGCAGCCGUGUCAGAGCUCAGAGAUAAACUACAGGACAUCCUGAGGGACAAAUGGACAAACAUCUCACUGAGAGAGACUAAAGUGGACAUUUUACUGCCACAACCAGAACCAGAACCCAAGACCAGAGCUGAGUUCUUAAAAUAUUCAUGUGAAAUCACUCUGGAUCCAAACACAGCAUACACACAGCUGGUAUUAUAUGAUGGGAACAGAAAAGUAAAAGGGACAUUACAACAACAGUCUUAUUCUAGUCACACAGACAGAUUCUCUAGUUGGUGUCAGGUCCUGAGUAGAGAGAGUCUGACUGGACGUUGUUACUGGGAGGUGGAGAGGAGAGGAGGAGUUAAUGUAGCAGUUGCAUACAAGAAAAUCAGCAGAGCAGGAAGUGAAUCUAUAUUUGGACGGAAUGACAAAUCUUGGUGUUUAUAUUGUGACACUAACAGGUAUGUAUUUUCCUUCAACAACAGUGAAACUCCCAUCUCAUGUCCUGGUUCCUCCAGAGUCGGAGUGUACCUGGAUCACAGAGCAGGUAUUCUGUCCUUCUACAGCGUCUCUGAAACCAUGACUCUCCUCCACAGAGUCCAGACCACAUUCACUCAGCCUCUCUAUGCUGGACUUUGGGUUUAUGUUGGAUCCACAGCUGAGUUGUGUAAAGAAGUGAAGCUCAGACAGUUGUUGCCUCAGAGAGCUGAAAUGGCACAGAAAGAUCAGCUGGACCAAGAAACCUUCUCCUGUUCGAUCUGUCUGGAUCUACUAAAGGAUCCGGUGACUAUUCCCUGUGGACACAGCUACUGUAUGAGCUGUAUUAAAGGAUUCUGGGAUGGAGAGGAUCAGAGGAGGCGCUACAGCUGCCCUCAGUGCAGAGAGGCCUUCACACAGAGGCCUGUCCUGAAGAAAAACACCAUGUUAGCAGCUUUAGUGGAGCAGCUGAAGAAGACUGGACAUCAAGCUGCUCCUGCUGAUCACUGCUAUGCUGGACCUGAAGAUGUGGCCUGUGAUGUCUGCACUGGGAGGAAGCUGAAAGCCUUCAAGUCCUGUCUGGUGUGUCUGGCCUCUUACUGUAAGAAUCACCUCCAGUCUCACUAUGAAUCACCUACAUUUAAAAAACACAAGCUGGUGGAGCCUUCGAAGAAGCUCCAGGAGAACAUCUGCUCUCGUCAUGAUAAAUUGAUGGAGAUUUUCUGCCAUACUGAUCAGCAGAUUAUCUGUUAUCUCUGCACUAUGGAGGAUCAUAAAGGCCACAACACAUUCUCAGCUGCAGCAGAAAGGACUGAGAGGCAGAGAGAGCUCGAGGUGAGUCGACUAAACAUCCAGCAGAGAAUCCAGGACAGAGAGAAAGAUGUGAAGCUGCUUCAACAGGAGGUGGAGGCCGUCAGUCUCUCUGCUGAUAAAGCAGUGGAGGACAAUGAGAAGAUCUUCACUCAGCUGAUCCGUCUCCUCCAGAAAAGAAGCUCUGAUGUGAAGCAGCAGAUCAGAUCCCAGCAGGAAACUGAAGUGAGUCGAGUCAAAGAGCUUCAGGAGAAGCUGCAGCAGGAGAUCACUGAGCUGAAGAGGAAAGACGCUGAACUGAAGCAGCUCUCACACACAGAGGAUCACAACCAGUUUCUACACAACUACCCCUCAGUGUCACAACUCAGUGAAGCUACAGACUCAUCCAGCAUCAAUAUCCGUCCUCUGAGAUACUUUGAGGAUGUGACAGCAGCUGUGUCAGAGCUCAGAGAUAAACUACAGGACAUCCUGAGGGACAAAUGGACAAACAUCUCACUGACAGGGACUGAAGUGGAUGUUUUACUGUCAGAACCAGAACCAGAACCCAAGACCAGAGCUGAGUUCUUAAAAUAUUCAUGUGAAAUCACUCUGGAUCCAAACACAUUAAACACAUGGCUGUUAUUAUCUGAUGGGAACAGAAAAGUAGAACAUACUAAACAACAAAAGUCAUAUUCUAGUCACACAGACAGAUUCACUGAUUAUCCUCAGGUCCUGAGUAGAGAGAGUCUGACUGGACGUUGUUACUGGGAGGUGGAGAGGGGAGGAGGAGUUUAUGUAGCAGUCGCAUACAAGAAUAUCAGCAGAGCAGGAAGUGAAUCUAUAUUUGGACGGAAUAACAAAUCUUGGUCUUUAACUUGUUCCACUAACAGUUAUGUAUUUUACUUCAACAACAUUGAAACUCCCGUCUCAGGUCCUCGUUCCUCCAGAGUCGGAGUGUACCUGGAUCACAGAGCAGGUAUUCUGUCCUUCUACAGCGUCUCUGAAACCAUGACUCUCCUCCACAGAGCCCAGACCACAUUCACUCAGCCUCUCCAUGCUGGACUUUAUGUUGGUGGUGGAGCCACAGCUGAGUUGUGUAAAGUGAAAUAGACAGAAGUCAUUUCAGACUUCAUGUGUCAGAUGUUGUAAUUCUUCAUGUUUUUGUCUCCAUGUUUCUGAGCUGCUCAGAGAUCAGCUGACAUGCUAAUAGUGAUAUUCAACACUUUGUUUUACUUCAUGUAUGUGUUGUUGAUAUGAUCUGUUUAUUUAAAUAAAUAAAGAUGAUUUUUAUCAACA
This is a messenger RNA of Scomber scombrus (Atlantic mackerel), 3546 nucleotides long. Its product is annotated as E3 ubiquitin/ISG15 ligase TRIM25-like. The record is from RefSeq and is a predicted model, not a curated record. The coding region runs from base 1 to 3360 and encodes 1119 amino acids. Lineage: Eukaryota; Metazoa; Chordata; Actinopteri; Scombriformes; Scombridae. The transcript is spliced from 2 exons. Gene Ontology annotation, molecular function: protein binding; zinc ion binding.